GAUCGUGAAGAAAAUCCUCAGCUAAAGUUGUUAUUGACAGCAACUGAUGGAGGCAAACCUGAAUUUACCGGAUCUGUUUCUUUGCUGAUCCUGGUGUUAGAUGCCAAUGAUAACGCUCCUAUCUUUGACAGACCGGUUUAUGAAGUUAAGAUGUAUGAAAAUCAAGUGAACCAAACAUUAGUUAUAUGGCUCAACGCUUCUGAUUCGGAUGAAGGAAUAAACAAGGAAAUGAUGUAUUCAUUUAGCCCUUUGGUCCCACCCACGAUAAGAAGGAAGUUUUGGAUAAACGAAAGGACGGGAGAAAUAAAAGUAAAUGAUGCUAUUGACUUUGAGGACAGUAACACUUACGAAAUUCAUGUAGAUGUUACAGAUAAGGGAAACCCACCUAUGGUUGGUCACUGUACAGUCCUAGUGGAACUACUGGAUGAAAAUGAUAAUUCACCUGAGGUGAUUGUCACUUCUCUGUCUCUCCCAGUGAAAGAAGAUGCUCAAGUGGGCGCCGUCAUUGCCCUGAUCAGCGUUUCUGACCAUGAUUCAGGAGCCAACGGACAGGUCACCUGCUCUCUGACGCCCCACGUCCCCUUCAAGCUGGUGUCCACCUACAAGAAUUACUACUCGUUGGUGCUGGACAGCGCCCUGGACCGCGAGAGAGUGUCGGCCUAUGAGCUGGUGGUGACCGCGCGGGACGGGGGCUCGCCUUCGCUGUGGGCCACGGCCAGCGUGUCCGUGGAGGUGGCCGACGUGAACGACAACGCACCGGCGUUCGGGCAGCCCGAGUACAUGGUGUUCGUAAAAGAUAACAACCCGCGGGGCUGCCACGGCUUCAUAGUGUCCACGCGGGACCGGUACGCUCAGGAGAAUGUGCUGUUGAUGGAACAGCGGGUGAGUGAGCGCGCGCUGUCUAGCCAUGUGUCGAUGCACGCGGAGAGCGGCAAGUUGUACGCGCUCCAGCGACUGGACCACGAGGAGCUGGAGCUGCUGCAGUUCCAGGUGAGAGCGCGCGAAGCUGGCAUGCCGCCUCUGGGCAGCAGCGUGACGCUGCAGGUAUUAGUGCUGGAACGACAACUUUGUCGGCGCUGCUGGCGCCUUGGGUGGGCUGGCGGCGCUGUGAGUGAGCUGGUCCCUCAUUCAGUGGGUGCAGGCCACGUGGUGGCGAAGGUGCGCGGGGUGGACUCCAGCUACAGACGUCUGGUUGUCACAAGAGCUGCAUCUGUCAACUGGCAGCACCCGUUCCACGUGGGGCUGUGCUUGGGCGAGAUCAGCACGAGUACCCUGAACGAAGUGAAAGUUACGCGCCACCGCCUGCUGGUGCUGAUGAAGGACCACCGCGAGCUGGCGCUGACUACCACAGUCACCGUGGUUGUGUCGCUGGCGGAGAGCAGACGGGCGAGGAAAGUCUCAUCGCAUGCGUUGGCGGGCGUCGAGGCCCAGGAGGCAGCGCUGGUGGAUGUCAACGUGUACCUGAUCAUUGCCAUCGGAGUGGUGUCCAGCCUGUUGGUGCUAACGUUGCUGCUGUACACGACGCUGCGGUGCUUGGUGCCGCUCACCGAGGGCUCAUGCACGCCAGGCAAGCCCAGGCUGGUGUGCCUCAGCGUAGUGGUCUGGUCUUACUUGCAGCAAAGGAGAUCUUACUUCGAAGAGUGGCCGCCCAAGGUCAACCUUAUGGUUUUCAGUCCUACUGUUCCCCGUGGUUCAGGUUUUGGAGACAGACUUCAAUAGAAAAAUUUUGAGAAUGUAAGUACUGUAAUCCUGGAAAGUAUUUCAUUCCUAUUAAUAUCCCUCAUGGUUACAUUGAUAAUGUUUACCAAGUUAUUGUUUAAUUCUAUUGCUUUAUUUAUUUUGCUUUUGUUUUUCUUUUGAGAUGGUUUAUUUAAAGUACAUUGGGGCCGGGCGCAGUGGCUCAUGCCUAUUUGUAAUCCCGGCACUUUGGGAGGCCAAGGCAGGAGGAUCACUCGAGGUCAGGAGUUUGAGACCAGCCUGGCCAAAAUGGUGAAACCCUAUCUCUACUA
Mandrillus leucophaeus (drill) is the source of this 2009-nucleotide messenger RNA. RefSeq names its product protocadherin alpha-10-like. Gene Ontology annotation, cellular component: plasma membrane. Gene Ontology annotation, molecular function: calcium ion binding. Lineage: Eukaryota; Metazoa; Chordata; Mammalia; Primates; Cercopithecidae. The record is from RefSeq and is a predicted model, not a curated record. Gene Ontology annotation, biological process: homophilic cell-cell adhesion.